AUGCGGGCCGUCAUGAAAGGUCGUACCGAGAUUGUUCGACAUCUGCUCGACAGCAACGCCAUUUUAAGCUCUCAACUAAACGAAAACAAGGAAUCCGCUUUGACUCUAGGAUGCGGAUCAUAUUUUAGACCUUCUUAUAGCCAUGGAGCAAAUAUUGAGCAAUUAGAUAAACAAGAUUACACGCCACUCAUGAAAGCUGCCAAGACUGGUAAAAGAGAAAUGGUUGCUGCUUUGUUGGCUGCUGGUACGAGGCAUUACCUCUAUGGAGUGCCUUUAUAG
Molecule: messenger RNA, 279 nt
Organism: Echinococcus granulosus
Lineage: Eukaryota; Metazoa; Platyhelminthes; Cestoda; Cyclophyllidea; Taeniidae
Product: Ankyrin repeat and KH domain-containing protein
Exons: 3
Coding region: 1-279 (92 amino acids)
Molecular function (GO): protein binding
Source: RefSeq, a predicted model, not a curated record